AUGGAACCUCCCUCUCGAACAGAGCCCGCUAAGCACAAGCGCACACGAUCAGGAUGUCUCAAUUGCAGACGCAAGAAGCGCAAAUGCGACGAAGCUCGACCUUCCUGCGGUACAUGUCGCCGUCGCAACGAAUCCUGCGAAUGGGGUCUCAAGAUUGCUUUCCGGGCUGAGCAUGCCCGAUGCUUGAAUCCCCACCAUCCUUCGAUGCGCAAGAUGGCCCGGAGGAAACCGCCCAAGGAAUUCGAGAUCUUGGAUGUCACGGAUGAAGUCAUCCGUGAUUACAACGGCGCCGAAACCGAUGAAGGAGAGGAAGACCGUAGCAAUCUUACGGGCUGUUACACACAGAGCCGCAACCAUGGUCGGCCGAGUCUUCUCUUCAGUGAAAGACCAUCAGAUACCAGCUCCAAUACGACAGAUGGCUAUGUAUCUAUUCAAACGCCUCCUGUAAUUGACAUAUCGUCACCGGCAUCGCAGCGUCGAACGGACACCGCUGUUGCCGACCUGCUUUACUUUAGUCAGAACGGCCAAUCCCACCACCCCGUCGAGAUUGACCCUACUAUCCAUAUAUCUAUGGACACAGUUCCAAUUGACAUCAUAACAGAGUAUCCAUACAUCGACCAACUGCAACCAUUUACACCAGAGGGUGUAUCAGAAGAUGGCAUCUUUCUACCAGGCUCUGCAUAUCAUGAAUUGCACUCAACAUUGCGAAACCAUCUUAUUCAGGAGACGCGGUCAAUUGCGCCCACAAGAUCGACCACACCACAUGUUGAAGCAGAAGCUGAACCCGACGAUGCUCCAUUGGACGAGACAGAGGAUACGCUCCCCAUAAAUGACUUUCAGUCGUCUCAGGCGCCGCUGUUGUCGCAACAGGAAGAGUGCGCCCUCUGGAAGAAUUACUUUGACGAAAUCGCCCCGUGGCUAGAUAAAUUCGACCGGGACCGACACUUUCAGCAGAUCAUUCCUACCAUGACUAAGGAUAACGACCAUCUACGAUACUCAAUGCUGGCCCUCUCCGCACGACAACUUGAGUUAAAGCAUACCCUCGCGACCAGCCGUAGCCUUGCCCUUUAUCAAGAAGCGAUACAUCUGCUUCUCCCACACCUACCAACACGUGGGACAGCCGUCAUUGCUACAUGCGUGAUACUCUGUGUGUUGGAGAUGUUGAGUUGUUCUCCCAAAGCGUGGCAACGACAUCUAGACGGCUGUGCAAGUCUCAUGGAAGCUGUAGGCAUCAACGGUUUCGUCGGAGGCACAGAGCAAGCUUUGUUCUGGUGCUUUGCGCGUAUGGAUAUCUGCGGCGGCCUGAUCUCGUCAGUCAAGACCCUCAUACCCAUUAAUCACUGGGCAUCAAAAACCUCAUCAAUAGAGAACGAUGUCGAGCUGUUUAAAAAUUCUUCCAACUUUGAGGAAUGGGCCAACUAUGCGGUAUAUCUUACAGCGCAGGUACUCGAUCUAUUAGCGCCCUCUCCAUCAGAACCAACCCGAAACGAAGUCAAAUUCCGUACCAAGUGGCUCAAGUUGUGGAAGCACAUCUGCGAGUGGUACCAGGAACGGCCAGCACCUCUAUACCCUAUAAUGACGAUACCAUCGAACGAAACCUCGCCCUUCCCAACCAUUCUCUAUUCAAAUCCUGCGGCGAUGUCCGGAAACCAAAUGCACCACACUGCAUCGAUUCUCAUGCUUCAGAAUCAGCCUGCUAUGAUACGGCUUGGUCAUUCUUCAAAGCCAAGAAGCAUUUUGUGGCACGCAAGGCAGGUCUGCGGUAUAAGCAUGUCGAAUGAACAUCAUGGUGCAUGGACGAAUAGUGUUCAGCCAUUGUGGGUUGCUGGGCGUUGUAUGAGCCAUCCAAGCGAGCACAAGGCGAUAUUGGACAUGCUAGAUCGAAUUGAGAAGGAGAGUGGGUGGAAGACCAAGUGGCGAGCUGAUGAUCUAAGAGAGUUCUACAAGUGCUCUUUGUCAACUAUAUGA
Molecule: messenger RNA, 1968 nt
Organism: Fusarium pseudograminearum CS3096
Lineage: Eukaryota; Fungi; Ascomycota; Sordariomycetes; Hypocreales; Nectriaceae
Exons: 2
Coding region: 1-1968 (655 amino acids)
Biological process (GO): positive regulation of transcription by RNA polymerase II
Cellular component (GO): nucleus
Molecular function (GO): DNA-binding transcription factor activity, RNA polymerase II-specific; zinc ion binding; transcription cis-regulatory region binding
Source: RefSeq, a predicted model, not a curated record